Molecule: messenger RNA, 2610 nt
Organism: Cuscuta epithymum
Lineage: Eukaryota; Viridiplantae; Streptophyta; Magnoliopsida; Solanales; Convolvulaceae
Source: the annotation of a GenBank genome assembly
AUCAAAACAACAUGUUGAUUAUGCUAAAGGUGGAUGGAAGUUGGGAUGAAUCCUAUGUUUUCUGUAAUAAACGAACUUGUGGUCUCAUAGUUCCAGAUGAGACAUUAUAUGUUCGUUUUAUUGCUUUGGUGUAUUCAUGCAUUGGUUCAUUUGCUAUGAAUGAAAAGUUGAAGAUCAGUUAUUUGGUUGAAGAAUGUCCUCCCCCAGUGGUUGUUAAUGAUGAUUACAGUUUGUGCUUUUAUUUGGCUCUUAAAAAAUCACAACCUGAUUAUGCCAAGUAUCCUUUGUGUGUUGAGUUGUUUCCACUCUCUGUGUCUACUGCUUCCCACUUCUCUUCACAACUUCCUGCAUUUGAUUUAAAUGUGGCUGCAAAUGGUGAAUUUGAUGAUCUUGAAGACACUUCUAUCAUGCAUCAUCACACAUUUCACAUUUCUUCUCCUCAAAAUGAAGAUAUGUCUUUGGACAUGUAUGCUACGAAUGCUGAUAUUUCAGUUCAGUCUGAUAUUUCUGGUUCUAGCAAUGCAGUUUCUUCACCUACAUCUUCAGGCAGUGAAGAUCUUGCUGUUAAUGAACACUUUGAUUUAGACUAUUUUCAUGAUUUUCAAGAUAUUCAAGUAAUCUGUCACUUUCAUCCUACUCGUAUUGCUAAAGAUGCUAUCUACCAAGAUAAGAAAUCAUUAGUCCAUCAUUUGAAGAUGUAUGCCAUUUCAAAUCUUUUCCAAUAUCAAACAAAGACAUCAACUAGAAAAGUCUUGCAUGUUGUUUGUGUUGAUGAUGAGAAUUGUGAUUGGGCUGUACGUGCAGUGAGGUUGAGUGGAUCUCAAAUGUUUGAAGUAAAAAGGUAAUUUAAUGAGAAUUGUUUGUGUUUACAAUCUGAUUUUGUACUAUUUUUAACUUAUUGUCUAAUUACUGCCUUUUUAAUGACUACUUACUGUUGUACAACUUCCAGAUUUGAUUCUGUGCAUACAUGCUCACUUGAUGUGAGACAAGGUACCCACCGCCAAGCUACCACAGAAAUUAUUGCUGAACUCAUCAAACACAGAUAUGCGGAUGCAUCUAGAAAACCUUAUGCUCCGAAAGAUAUUAUUGUUGAUUUAAAUAGAGAUUAUGGUUUGACUAUACCUUACAAGAAAGCUUGGCUUGCAAACAAGAAAGCUCAAGAAAAGUUGAUGGGUUCAGAUGAGCAAUCAUAUCAAUUGUUACCCUCCAUGGCUUAUGUUCUUAGAAAGAAACAUCCUGGUUCAUUGAUUUUGUUAGAUGUUGGGGCACAUAAUCGGUUUAAGUCUUUCUUCAUGUCGUUGAAUGCAUGGAUGGAAGGCUGGAAACAUUGUGUUCCGGUUCUUAUAAUUGAUGGCUCAUUUAUGAAAGCGUAUUACAAGGGUACUCUAUUGACUGCAUGUGGUCAAGAUUCUAACAACCAGAUUUUCCCUUUGGCUUUUGGUGUGUGUGAUACUGAGCGAAGGAAAACAUGGACUUGGUUUUUUAUGAAACUGAAGGAGUGUCUUGCACAUAGGGAGGACAUGUAUAUUGUUUCAGAUCGUCACGAUGGUAUUAUACAUGCAGCAAAAGUGGUGUUUCCGCAUGCUGAACACGGCUACUGUGCGUACCAUAUCCUAGGAAAUAUUAGAUCAAAGUUCAAGGGGUCUACUACAGGUCUUGCAUGGAAGUUUAAUCAAGCUGCUAGGGCUGCCACUCCUGCUCAAUUUGAAGAGUAUAUGGCUUUAUUAGAUGCAGAAGAUCCCCGUAUCCGUGAUUAUUUGAAUGAAAUAGGUGUUGAGAAAUGGGCUCGCUGUUUUGCUCCUCGUUCUAGGUAUUCUAUAAUGACAUCUAACAACGCCGAGUCAGUGAAUUCAGUGGACCGUGUGCCUCGUGAGUAUCCUAUAGCAAAAUUGAUAGACUUCUUGCGGGGAAGGAUGCAAAAAUGGUUUUGUGAACGUCGUGAUUCUUCAUCAAGUUGUAAAACAAUUCUGUCUGACCAUUUUGAAUCUCAACUUCGUUCUUAUCAUGCCGAGGCAGCUCUUAUGAGUGUCAAUCCUGCUAGUCAAUAUGAAUUUGAAGUGGUGGACAAAACAUCCAGAAGCUUUGUUGUUAAUCUGAAAGACAAAACAUGCUCAUGUUGUGAAUUUCAACUAGAUCACUUUAUAUGUGUACAUGGAGUUGCAGUUGUAGGUCAUCAUCGAGGUUUAUCGUGCUAUGUUUACAUAUCAAAGUUUUAUUUCACACGUGAGUGGGUUGCUGCUUAUAUAGGGGAAGUUCACCCUCUUAGUUCUCGGUGUGAUUGGGGUGUUCCUGCUUCUGUGGCAUCUGAAAUAUGCAAGCCACCUACAUGCCUCACACGCCAACUGGGUAGACCUAAGAAGAAGCGUAUUCCUUCAAUUGGAGAGUUUGGUUCCAGGCAGCGGUGUUCACGGUGUAAGAAAGGCGGCCAUAAUAAGAAGUCUUGCAGGAAUCCUAUCCCAGUCCGUGCUUCAUAGUUUUAUGUGCUUUUGUUUUUUUCCCUAAACAAGCAAUAAAUAAUUGAAAGACAUUUAUGCUUUAUUCAUCACUAUUGUUAGCUGCCACGAUUUGUUGGCAUUGUAUUCUAUGUUCAUUGGAAUAGUACUUUGGCGU